AUGGUCACUAGAACCUUCCCUAUGCAGGACACAGGCAGUGGAAACCUAACCACCAUCUCCCACAUCCUGCUCCUGGGAUUUGGGGACCUCAAGGAACUGAGGCUGCUGCUCUUUACUGGCUUCCUAGCUGUCUAUAUCAUAUCCAUGGCUGCCAACCUCCUCCUGGUGGUGCUGGACCCCCAUCUCCAGACCCCUAUGUAUUUCUUCCUCUCCAGCCUCUCCUGCCUGCAGAUGGUCUCCACCUCCAACAUCUCCCCUGUGAUGCUCACUGGUCUCCAGACAGGCAAUGUGAUGAUAUCUCUGGGUGGCUGCCUUGCGCAGCUCUAUCUCUUUGGCGCCCUGGCCACCGUGGAGUGCUUCCUGCUGGCAGCUAUAUCUUAUGACUGGUAUUUGGCUUCGCUUCUUACGUUUGUAUCAGCUGGGCUGGGCUGGGCUGUGCUGAGGGUCCCCUCCGCCUCGGGGAGGCGCAAAGCCUUCUCCACCUGCUCCUCCCACCUCACUGUGGUGACGCUGUUCUAUGGAAUGCUGGUGGCCGUGUACAUGUUCCCCAGGGACGGCACGGGGCUGAAGUCCAGCAAGGCGCUCUCCUUGCUCUACACAGUGCUCACCUCACUCCUCAAUCCCCUUGUCUACAGCCUGAGGAACCAGGAGGUGAGCAAGGCCUGUGGGAGAGUUGCCAGGAUAGUCUAA
This is a messenger RNA of Dermochelys coriacea (leatherback sea turtle), 690 nucleotides long. Its product is annotated as olfactory receptor 11A1-like. The coding region runs from base 1 to 690 and encodes 229 amino acids. The transcript has 3 exons. Lineage: Eukaryota; Metazoa; Chordata; Testudines; Dermochelyidae. Gene Ontology annotation, cellular component: membrane. Gene Ontology annotation, biological process: G protein-coupled receptor signaling pathway. Gene Ontology annotation, molecular function: olfactory receptor activity; G protein-coupled receptor activity. The record is from RefSeq and is a predicted model, not a curated record.